AUGGCGCCCCUCAGCGCCGCCACCGCGUUUGUUUCGCGUGAUUUCUCCGCCGGCUGCCUGGAGUCAGCCCCGCGCCCCGGCCGGCCGGUCCCCCGCCUCCUUCCCUCCGAGGCCAGCCAGCAGCGCCCGCGGGUGGGGGAACCCCCUCGCCUGGCGAUUGGCUCCUCCGCGGCGGAGCCCGUGGCCGGGAAAGGCUCGGCGGCUCGGGCCAAUCGGGGCGCGGCGGGACUGGCGCGGUUGGAGCCGCCAGCGGCGGCGGGGCUGGCGCGGGGCUGCUGCUGUUGUCCUGCCUGGCGUUGGCGCGGGAGCGGGAGCGGCGGGCGGAGGCAGGCGAGGCUCGCGGGCGCCGGCGCCGCUUCGACGAUGCGCUCCGGGCUCCGCGCGCCCGGGCUGCUACUCCAGCUGAUCCAGCUGCUGCGAUGCCUGGGUUUCUCGCCUGCCAGCGGCCAGACGGGAGAUGGUUGUGGCCACUCAGUACUGACGCCAUACAGUGGGACGUUGGCCUCCAAGAACUACCCUGGCACAUACCCAAACGUCACGUCCUGCGAGUGGAGAAUUCGUGGGGCUACAGGGAGCCACCUCAGCCUAACCUUUGGAGACAUGGACAUUGAGGCCUCGGAACGAUGCAAAUCUGGCUUCUUGUUGCUUUCUUCUCUAUCAGAUGGUUCCAGCUUUGGUCCAUACUGUAGCAACUCAAAUCCACCCCGCACAAUGUUGGUGAUGAACUCCACCUCCGUAACCAUCUUGUUUAACAGCACGACGCAUCGCUCGGGGCGUGGCUUCCUCCUUUCUUACGCCAGCGGCAACCAGCCAGAUUUGAUCUCAUGUUUGCAAAAGGGAAUCCAUUAUGGCAAGGAACUCAUUCGAGCAUAUUGUCCUGCAGGCUGCAAGGGAGUACCAGGAGACAUCUCAGGCAACUCAAACCAAGGCUACCGAGAUACAUCAGUUCUCUGCAAAGCUGCUGUCCAUGCCGGCGUGAUCUCAGACGAGCAAGGGGGAGAAGUGACGGUGUCACAAGAAAAAGGGAUCACUCUCUAUGAGCCAGCAUUUGCCAAUGGACUCUACUCAAAGAGGGGAUCUUUAUCCGAAAAACGCCUCAUCUUUCAGAAAGCUUGUGCUGGAGUCCUAGAAGUCGCCAGCUUCAGCUCUUCAUCCUACUGGCACGAACAGAACGUCAUAGGGGAGAAUAAAACCUGGAGUGCCGAGCGAGCUGCUUUCAGUGCCGACGGUGCCUCCUGGGCAGCGGAUCAAAGCUCUGCAGAUGAGUGGCUGGAAAUAGACUUGGGUGGAAAGAGGAACAUCACAGGCAUUAUCACCAAGGGAUCUUCUCAGAAACACAACUACUACGUAAAAUCCUACCAGGUUCUCUCCAGCAAAGAUGGCAAGAACUGGAAAGUCUACAAAUCCAACAGUGGCAGCGAGGAUAAGAUCUUUGAAGGAAACAGCGACAGCCACCAAGAAGUCUCCAACGCCUUCAUCCCUCCCAUUGUGGGCCGCUACCUCCGCAUUGCACCCCAGAGCUGGAACCAGCGGGCCGCUCUGAAAGUGGCACUGUUGGGAUGCCAAGCCUCUCGCCUGAAGACCCUGCGCCCCUACAGCAACAGCGAAAUCCACCGUGGCCCCAAGGAGCCCUCCAUCCUGUCGAGCAGCAGCCCUGCCGUUUUCACCACCAUCCCAGGAAUAGUGAUCAAUUCAGAGAAAACGGGUCCCCCAUUACUGGUGAUGAUGCUUAUUGGAGGGUUUGUCCUCAUCUCCUCGGCUCUCUUGCUGCUGGUUUUCCUCUGUCGUAAGAAGAGGAAGACUGCAGCAGAUCAUGAUUGUGGCCUCGUAAAAGGUUACCCAGCACCUGAGGCCAGCCAGGUAUGUUCCAGAGGGACCCUGCAACUGUCCAACUCUGAAAUAACAUCAUUUCCUGGGACAGGAACACCAGUAGAUCUCAGCGGAGUUCAAUCACCAGAAUAUGCUGAGCCGGACGUGGUCCAGGUCAGCCCCAGCAGCCAAAUGGCUCCAUCCACCUUCAAGCCCGCCCUGGAUGAAGGCUACACACUCCCCCUGGUGAUGAACCACUACGACGUGCCAGGCAAAUACCACGAGUAUGCCGAGCCUUUGCCGCCAGAGCCCGAGUAUGCCACCCCCUUCCUAGAGCAGCCCGCAGAGCUGGAGGGAGGCGUGUGCCGGAAGAACGUCUGCAUCAUCAAAGUGAUGCCCUCUUCCCAAAGCCACGCGGGCUCCCUAGUUUCACCAGAGGCCCGGAUGCAGUACGACUUCCCCGCUCAGCGGCUGGCGGAGAAGCCGGACAACCCGGACGAAGUCGACAGCUUGCGGGGAAAAUCCGUCCGAGGCAGCUGCCCCAGCCACGUAGAGCCUCGGGACGAUCGGACGCUGAGCCUGAGAAACGGAUCCCCCACUACGCCUCCUGCUACCUCACCGCAGGGCCGUGGCUUCCAGCACAGAGACUGCCCCCUUGCACACGUCUAUCAUGAGCCCUUGUGAGCCUGGCAGAAAGAGGACCCCACACCCGGGUUGCUCGGGAAGAGAUGGACUGAGCUGAGGAUGCUACGGUCAAGGGCAUAGAAAGCUGCUUAUAGAAAAUCUGGCUUUUCUUCCAGCCCAGUAUCUAUCCUGUC
Molecule: messenger RNA, 2627 nt
Organism: Elgaria multicarinata webbii
Lineage: Eukaryota; Metazoa; Chordata; Lepidosauria; Squamata; Anguidae
Product: discoidin, CUB and LCCL domain-containing protein 1-like
Exons: 16
Coding region: 1-2493 (830 amino acids)
Cellular component (GO): plasma membrane
Molecular function (GO): signaling receptor activity
Source: RefSeq, a predicted model, not a curated record